AAGGCGAUGGAUGCUCUUGGCGCUGGCUAGGUGUCACAUCUCAGAGUUAGUCCGUAUCUCGGCUCGCCUGCAGCGCUUUUGCGUGUAGACUGAGCCUAAUCGCCCGCCCGCAUGACACGCUCUGGGCCGGCGCGUGGAGGCCACACACCCGCACUGACACGCUCGGCUCGGCCAUCAAGACCCGGCAAAAGCGAGAAAAAGCCAACACAAUCCGGGUUUCUGUGAGCGGGCGGUGGCUACACCCCCGGCGCUGCCGGACUUGGCUGGGAGCUCUGAUGCGAAUCAUAUAACCUUCCUGUUUGGGUACACUGCAUCGAGACCUCCUUCCAUUGCAGGAAGUCAGGUCCUCGAAUCAAGAUUCAUGUCCACACGGGGGAUCUCGAUAAAUACGUCCCUUGGACCCCGCCAUAGGUGAACUCGGUCUGCUCCCCUCCAGCCCCCAGUCGAGAGCACGCUCGAUCUCCCUCCCAAGAGCCCCUCCAGCCAGCCCAGACGCAGGCACUCUCGAUACAGCUCAACGCCAUGAGGUCAAGUCAGAUGCUCGCCGCGGCCCUUGUGGCCCUGGCCGAGUCUGCCACUGCCGCUGCCGGGGUUCUCCAGUCCGCUGCCGCUGCCGCCAAGGCGAUGCGCUACGAGUCCGGAGAAGUUCACAUGACUUUGAUGCGCACAAAGGAGUCCUUCUGGGCCGAGGAAGAGGCCAUGGGUCUCAUGAACUCCAGCCAGUACCCCAGCUUCGCUCGCGCUGCGGCUCCGAUCCCCUGCGUCGGUGGCUUGGCUAAGGUCAUCCCUAACGAUGCCAAGAACACGUUCAAGUGCAAUAAUGUGGACUUUUACGACUUCAAGUCCCACGCUGACCUAGGAAGCGGCAGCGGCCAGGGUGCCGCAAGCUGGGGGUGGACCAGCUCCGAGGGCAGGGAGUUUGUUGCCAUCGCACAGGCAGACGGCGCCGCCUUUGCCGAGGUCACUAGCGAGGGCAAGCUGGUGUACUUGGGCCGCCUACCCCAGUACUCCUCCACCUCAAUCUGGCGCGAGAUGAGGUCCUAUAAGAGCUUUCUGGUCAUCGGCAGCGAAGCCACCAAUCACGGUGUCCAAGUAUUCGACUUUCGCAAGCUCCUGACCAUCGAUCCGGCCAGGCCAGUCACGUUCAGCAACUCUCGCGACCUGACGUCAUGGUGGAACGGGCUCCCGUCGGGACGUUCCCAUAACAUCGUCGUCAACGAGGAAAAGGGAUACGCAGUGGCGGUGGGCGCUCAGCCACGUACCAGCACCUGCCGCUCAGGCCUCAUCUUUAUCGACCUCACCGACCCGACCAAGCCGACAUCGCCGGGGUGCGCGGCAGGCGACGGCUAUGUCCAUGAUGCGCAAUGCUUGGUGUAUCGCGGCCCUGAUACCAAGUACUUCGGCAGAGAUAUCUGCUAUGGCUACAAUGAGGACACCUUGACGAUCUACGACGUUACCGACAAGUCUACCACCAACAUCAUCUCCCGUACCACCUACGCCGGUGCGGCGUACACCCACCAAGGCUGGGUCACGAACACCACUUGGCAGGAGUAUCUCGUCUUGGAUGACGAGUACGACGAGUACGAUCGAGUUGGGCCCGGGGCGGACCGACGCGCGAUCACGUACUUCUGGGACAUCCGAUCGCUGGAGCAGCCUAAGCAGACGGGCUUUUUCCGCAGCGCAAUUCGCGGCAUUGACCAUAACCAGUUUGUCGUCGGCCAGUACGCGUUCCAGAGCAACUACGCCAACGGACUCCGGGUUCUGGAUCUGGCGUCUCUUCCGAGCGACCCGACGGGUGCCGGCGUGCGCGAGGCGGCAUACUUUGACGUUUACCCAGAGGACGACAACGUGGCUGGGGGCGGCACGGUCGAGUUUGUGGGCACUUGGAGCAACUACCCGUUCUUCAAGAGCGGCUUCAUCGUUAUCAACACCAUCGAGAGGGGCGCCUUUGUGGUUAAGAUGACCAAUAGGAAGUAGUGGGGUGGGCGACCGUGGGGGAACCAGCUGUCGGAGGCUUUCUCUUGUAUAUAAAUCGUAGCCGAGACUGGAAGACCUGUGUUGCGAGGAUUUACAUGCGUCAUGACCCCCAUGACCCGAACUUAAGGGCGAAGGGCUUGUCCGGUCAUGUGGAUAUUGAUGUUUCCCCCUGUCAUCGUGUCCUCGAACUUCCCACAUGUCCUCGUGUACCAUCCGGCGCUUAAUAUGGACACGAAACCGCGCCGCACUACAACGUCGACGCCCAUGGAGAGGUUAGUUAUGCUUAGG
Molecule: messenger RNA, 2265 nt
Organism: Gaeumannomyces tritici R3-111a-1
Lineage: Eukaryota; Fungi; Ascomycota; Sordariomycetes; Magnaporthales; Magnaporthaceae
Exons: 6
Coding region: 523-1977 (484 amino acids)
Cellular component (GO): extracellular region
Source: RefSeq, a predicted model, not a curated record